CGAAACGGAAGCGGCGGACAAUACGGAGUUCCACAACGAAGGUGCUGAACCAGAUUGACGGUGAAGUAUCAAAGGAAGACCCGGACAUUAACCGUGUGCGAGAGAUGUUAGCCGUGUUGUCGGCGAAAGAGGACAGUUUGCGCGAGCUGGACCGCAUAGCGGAGGAAUACACGCCGCUGGACGCCAUGGAUGCGGAGAUUGAACUCGCAGAGGAAUACAGAGACCGUAUCAUCGAGAUGAACGCACGGGCUCACCAAGUAAUCCGUGCACAGGAGACUGUGAGUAAAGAGGAUCCCCGACCUGCUCGGCUAAGUGACGUUAGCGCAAGCACCGCUGGCUCUCAGCGCAGCAACCCGACCGUACGACUGCCGAAACUUAUGAUUGAGAAAUUCAACGGAGACGUAAGUUUAUGGCAGGAGUUUUGGAGUCAGUAUGAGACUGCUAUUCACAACAAUUAGGCUCUCUGCAGUAAAGAAAAGUUUACCUACCUGAAAACUUACCUCACUGGAACGGCUGCAAAGGCAGUAGCAGGGCUCACACUGACAGACAGUAACUAUAAUGCUGCAGUUGAUAUACUUCCAAGCAGAUUCGGAAGGAAGGAUCUUAUUGUAAAUGCCCACAUGUCAAAACUUUUGAAUCUCACUCCUGUAAAGAAGUCAUCCGAUGUCAGUGCGCUGAGGCAGUUAUAUGAUGACUGUGAAAUUCAAAUCAGAAGCCUAGAGUCACUGGGAGUAGUAUCAGACACGUAUGGAGGCAUGUUAUGUCCAAUAAUCCUCCAAAUGCUGCCAGAGGACAUGGCUCUUGAAUACAGCCGACAGAGAGGAGAACAGGAUGAGUGGAAGGUGCCAGAUGUGCUAAAGUUUCUGCAGAGAGAGGUAAACAGCCGAGAGAGAGCUUUACAAAUGACCAGAUCAUACAACCAGAGCAUACCAGUCUGCUCACAAAACAUGCAGCAAAUCAUAUUCAACCUGUGAUGUGAAACUAAUGAAACCAAGCAUAACAUCUGCAGCUACACUACACGCUGCCAAUGAGAAGACACAAAACUGCCUGUUCUGUGAGCGUGCUGAACACAAAUCUGAAAGCUGCCCAGACCACCAGGUGGCAGCACGUAAAGAAAGGCUGAAGAAACUUGGCAGGUGUUUUAUCUGUUUGGGACCCAAACACAUUGCAAGGUUCUGCAGGUUAAAGGGCAUGUCAUGUGCCACAUGUGGAGGCAGGCAUCAUGUGGCCAUCUGUGAGAAAAAUUAUGCUUCCCCGCCUGUUGUUUCUGCCAACAUGGACACUGUCAUUUCUUCUGUAAUUCCCCAAACAAAAAGGGGCAAAACUGAAACUGAGAACACUGUGCUGCUACAAACCGCCAAGGCAUGGGUGGUAGGUCCCACAAGCAGGAAGAUUGUUCGCUGCUUGCUGGAUGGAGGCAUCCAGGGAAGCUUUGUGCAUGAAAAUGUGGUGAGGGCGCUGCAGCUACCUAUUACCAGACAAGGGACGCUUACCCUCCACACAUUUGGCUCCUCUGCUCCCACAAUGGUGAAGCGUAACAUAGUGAAGCUCAGCUUGGAAAAUGUUUGGGAUGGACAGCAAAGAAUUGAAAUAGAAGCAGUUGUGACCCCCAAUGUGUGUACAGCAUUGAUGAAAGUUCCUGGUGAACACAUUCAGAACGAAAUGAGAAGAAAAGGGCUUCAACUCGCAGACUUCGCUGGUGGAGGUGAUGAAACUGAACUUUCUGUGCUAAUUGGCUCAGAUUACUACUGGCAGAUUGUAUCAGGCCGAGUAGAAAGACUGACAGAGAGCCUGGUGGCACUUGAGAGCACCUUUGGAUGGGCAGUACAGGGCCCAGUGGCCAUGUCCAGCAUAACAGAGACAACAUGCAUGCAUAUUCAGCUCAGCAAGGAUGCACAGAUGGACAAACAGCUGCAUGCAUUUUGGGAGCUUGAGUCCCUGGGUAUCACAAGCGAGAAAUCUGAGAAUCCAGAUGAUGUGGAAGCAUUGCAGCGGUUUGAAGAAACCUCCAUCUUUAAGGAUUGGCGUUAUCAAGUGGAGUUGCCAUGGCGACAGACUCAUCCUCCACUUCAAGACAAUUACCGCGUUGCAAAAAGGCGUCUUGAGAGUUUGAAAAGGAAACUACAAAGGGAUGUUACGCUCUACAGCAGAUACAAUGAUGUGGUGGAGGACUACUUAACACAAGGAAUGGCUGAAGAUGUCCCUAAGGAGUGUACACCACCACCAAGCAGUCGGAUUUACUACUUACCUCACCAUGCUGUACUGAGGGAGGAUAAGGUGACAACGAAAUUGCGAGUUGUCUUUGAUGCUUCCUCCCACGAAGAUGGCAGUCCCUCACUAAAUGACUGUCUCUUAACAGGUCCCAAUUUGAAUCCAGAUCCAAUGAGUGUUUUGAUCAAGUUUAGACUGCAUGAAAUUGCAUACAUGGCAGACAUUAAGAAGGCAUUUUUACAGAUUUCACUCUCAGAAGUAGACAGGGACUCUGUAAGAUUUCUGUGGUUCACAGACCCACCAACGGAGGAUAAUCUGCGUGUCCUCAGGAUGACAAGAGUGGUGUUUGGAGCUUCAUCCAGCCCAUUUUUACUGGCUGCCACCAUUAGGAAGCACCUGAGACAAUAUGAGGGUAAACACCCAGAAGUGAUAGACAUUGUCCGUUCCUCACUUUAUGUCGAUGACUUUAUCUCAAGUGCAAAGGAGGUGGCAGAAGCUCAGGCAGUGACAACAACAGUCAAAAAUAUUAUGUCUGCGGCAGGCAUGGAGCUGUGUAAAUGGAUGACGAACUCUCCUGAGCUUAGAGAAAAAUGGCAGGAGAUCUCGUUGGAUUGCACUGCACAGCCAGAAACACACGGGUCGGUCCUGAAGGUUCUAGGCCUGGUGUGGAGACCUGCCACUGAUGAUUUUGUGUUCGACCUCAGAGGGCUGCUUGACAUUCUGAAGGAUAAAAUGUUUAUUCCAAGAGAUGUGGGAGAGGGGACUCAGAUGGGAUGAGGAGCUGCCGCCCGAUUUGACUAAGAAGUGGCAACAGUGGUGUUCGGAGCUCCCUCAACUGCACCAGCUGUCAAUCCCACGUUGGUAUAGAACACACACACAACAGCCAAAUGGUCAGGAUCUAAAGCUGCAUGUGUUUUGUGAUGCAAGUGAAAGGGCUUACAGUGCAGUUGCUUAUCUUCAGGGAGAAAUGAGUGACGGAAAAGUGACCACAAGCCUCGUUGCAUCCAAGUCCAGAGUGGCUCCACUGAAAAGAAUGACGUUGCCACGGCUGGAGCUGAUGGGAGCUGUAAUAGCAGCCAGGCUGGGGAGCACCCUCAAGGAAACACUGCGGCUUGACAAGGCCCAGGUGAGACUAUGGACAGACUCAAUGAUAGUGCUACACUGGAUUCGCAGUUCUGCUCACAAGUGGAAACAGUUUGUAGCAAAUCGAGUGACAGAAAUUCAGACUCUAACAGAUCCACAGUCAUGGUCUCACUGUAAGGGAAAAACAAAUCCAGCUGACCUUCCCACUAGAGGUCUAACAGUACAGGACUUGAAGCAGAGCACACUGUGGUGGAAUGGUCCUUGUGCUUUGAUAUCACCUGAUCAGUUAGAGAGCAGUCAGGAAGACAUUCAGGAAGAUGAGGUAAAGUCUGAGCUGAGAUCCAAAUAUCAGCUUGUUGUACAGCUUGUUAAUCAAGACACAAAUUUCUUAAAACCUCCUUUGUGUCUAGAGAAGUACAGUAGACUGAAAACCGUGCUCCGAGUGACGGCUUGGAUGAAAAGGUUUAUCGCUAACGCCCGCUCAACUACAAAAAUGAGUGGUGAACUGACAGCAGAAGAGCUGCAUGAAGCAGGAAAAUAUUGGAUAAAGGUUAUUCAGAACCAGAGUUUCAGCUCCGAAAUUCAAUCGCUCAAAACAGGAAAAUGCACACAUGCAGACUCCAGAAUCCGACAGCUGAAACCCUUUCUGGACCAAGAUGAGCUGCUCAGUGUAGGAGGAAGGCUCCAGCAUUCCGACUUCUCUUACAGAGAAAAACACCCAUGGAUUUUGCCCAGCGAUCACAGAUAUACCGAAAUGCUGGUACAUUAUCAACAUGAGAAGGUAAUGCAUGCAGGGGUGCGAGACACUUUAGUGCAAACGAGAGAACAGUUUUGGAUUUUG
Molecule: messenger RNA, 4135 nt
Organism: Cyprinodon variegatus (sheepshead minnow)
Lineage: Eukaryota; Metazoa; Chordata; Actinopteri; Cyprinodontiformes; Cyprinodontidae
Exons: 2
Coding region: 985-2988 (667 amino acids)
Molecular function (GO): nucleic acid binding; zinc ion binding
Source: RefSeq, a predicted model, not a curated record